ACCUGGGCCUCCAGGACUGGGGACUGGACCUGGAGGGAGCAGGGUUGCAGGUCUUGGGGUGGUGGUGGUGGUGGUGGUGGACUUGAGACUCAGAUUCCAGAUAACACUUUCUCCCCACCUUCUGUUAGCUCGCAGUGCCUUAAGUUUUGGAGGAAAUCUCUGCCCCCUUUCCAACUCCGCGGCCUCACUAGCCCAGCUUCUCGAAACUUUUCCAGUAGGGCUUUGGCCCUCAUGGCCGACAAGAAAUUGGUGGUGGUUUUUGGAGCCACAGGUGCCCAAGGGGGCUCAGUAGCCCGCACACUCCUGGAAGAUGGGACAUUCAGGGUUCGAGUGGUGACCCGGAACCCUAGGCAGAAGGCUGCCAACGAGUUGAGACUACAAGGUGCAGAAGUAGUGCAGGGAAACCAGGAUGAUGAAGCCAGCAUGGAACUGGCCCUGACUGGAGCUCAUGCUGCUUUCAUUGUGACCAACUACUGGGAGAAUUGCAGCCAAGAGCAAGAGGUUAAGCAGGGAAAGCUGCUAGCUGAUCUGGCCAAGCGCCUGGGCCUCCACUACAUAGUCUACAGUGGGUUGGAGAACAUCAAAAAGCUGACGGCUGGGAAGCUGGCAGCUGGCCACUUUGAUGGCAAAGGGGAAGUGGAGGAAUAUUUCCGAGACAUUGGUGUUCCCAUGACCAGCGUGCGGCUGCCUUGCUAUUUUGAGAACCUCCUCUCAUACUUUUUGCCCCAGAAAGCUCCAGAUGGAAAGAGCUACUUGCUGAACUUGCCCAUGGGUGAUAUCCCGAUGGAUGGCAUGGCUGUGAGUGACCUGGGUCCUGUGGUGCUCAGCCUGCUGAAGAUGCCAGAAGAGUACGUGGGGCAGAACAUUGGGCUUAGUACUUGCAGGCAUACUGCAGAGGAAUAUGCUGCACUGCUUACCAGGCAUACCGGCAAGACUGUGCACCACACCAAGAUAACUCCUGAGGACUAUGAGAAGCUUGACUUCCCUGGAUCCUGCGACUUAGCUAACAUGUUUCGCUUCUAUGCCAUGAAACCUGACCGCAACAUUGAACUGACCCUGCGCCUCAACCCCAAGGCCCAGACACUGGACCAGUGGCUGGAGCAGCACAAAGGGGACAACCAGCUCUGACCUCCACCUUACAGCCCUGAGCCAGGGAACAAGAGACCCAGAUAUACAAUCAUCCUUUCUUGUAUACAAAUAUUGUUUUUUCAAAUAAAGACCAUUGUUCUCCCUGAUGACUUCCAAAACAAAA
This is a messenger RNA of Cavia porcellus (domestic guinea pig), 1252 nucleotides long. RefSeq names its product NmrA like redox sensor 1 (gene Nmral1). NCBI's taxonomy places the organism in Eukaryota, Metazoa, Chordata, Mammalia, Rodentia, Caviidae. The transcript is spliced from 5 exons. The record is from RefSeq and is a predicted model, not a curated record. The coding region runs from base 232 to 1128 and encodes 298 amino acids. Gene Ontology annotation, cellular component: nucleus.